AUGGCUCGAGACGCCGACCUCGACGCCCUCCGGGUCCUGGUGCAAUCCCACCCGAUCAUUGACAACCACGCCCAUAACCUCCUCACCUCCGCAAAGGCAUCCGACUAUGCCAAGUAUCCCUUCGAGUCGAUUACCUCCGAGGCCCAGGGUUCGGCCUUGGAUGAGGUCCAAAAAACCUUUCCCCACCACAGAGCGGUCACCCAGCUGGCGAGUCUCUUUGGAUGCGACGCAGAUUGGACCUCAAUCAAGGCAGUUCGCGAGCGGUGGGUGCAGAAGGACUACACGGGCUUGGUGAAGAAGUGCCUCGAGGGAACCCAUGCACUGCUGCUCGAUGAUCUGCUAGCUGCUGCCGAUGUUGAGACUUAUACCUGGCACGAUCAGUUCACCGCGUCCAAGACAAAACGCAUCGUUCGGAUUGAGGCUGUGGCUGCUCAGAUUCUCGCGUUGCUGCAGCAGGCGCGGCCAAACGACACCCUGAAGACAAUAGAUAAUUUCCGCACGUUUCGAGACACCUUUAAACAAAGAAUUCAAGAGGCAAUCGACGAUCCUGAGGUCGCAGGGUUUAAGUCGGUAGUCUGUUACCGAACUGGUCUCGAUGUUAACGUGCCGACCUCUGCAUCUGCCGACACCUUUGCCAGUGAUGUCGCAGAGUCCUUUGCUCGCACAGUCCAGAAAGGCGCUCCAUACCGCAUUGCUGACAAGCCGCUCAACGACUGGCUUGUGAUAUUCACACUGGGCCUACUCCGGGAAGCCAAACAAUCCCUGAAACCCGCAAAACCUCUUCAAUUCCACACUGGGUUGGGUGAUUCGGAUAUCAACUUGGUUUUUGCAAACCCGGCCUACCUCCAGCCCCUGAUCACCGCCUAUCCUGAGGUCGACUUUGUCCUCCUCCACUCAUCCUACCCCUACACACGGGAGGCUGGAUACCUGGCCUCCGUCUACCCCAACGUCUACCUGGACUUGGGGGAGGUCUUUCCCAUGGUCAGUCAAGAUGCUGAGGAGUCAAUAAUCCGACAGAGCUUGGAAAUCGCUCCUACCAGCCGUCUGCUGUGGAGUACUGAUGGCCACUUCCACCCCGAGACUUUCUGGUUGGCAAACAAGCAAUUCAGAGACACUCUGGAGACAGUGCUUGUUGACUCCGUCAAGAAAGGCACUCUUACCGUAUCCCAAGCAAAGGAAGCCGCAGCAGAUAUUAUGUUCAACAAUUCCAACAGACUGUACAACCUGAAGCUGCCCCCGGCCACGUACACUUCUGCAACCAGCCUGACAGUGUCAGGACGUUCAUCCAUCCCAGAUCUUGAUGCGUUAUCGAGAAGCAAUCCAGAUCUGAUCGUUUGGAUGCAGUGGGUUGACUACACUGCCACCGUCCGUCUUCGCAUGUUCCCUAUAAGGGAGUUUAUCAAGAUUGUGAAGAAUCAGCGUCGGAUAGGCAUCACUCUAGCGGUUCUCGACAUGCUCCAGGACGAUAUUCUCGCGCCGGGGGGCACUGCGGCCGGCCAGUUCUACAUGUACCCGGACUUGUCGAGUUUCCGAAAAAAUGUGGCGCUCAACUCGAAUAGUGCAACUGUUAUGAAUUUCUGGAGAGAUGAGAAUGGCCGUGAGAUGCAGGGAUGUCCCCGAACGACACUCCAGAAGAUAGUCACGAAAUGUGGGGAGGACCUUGGCAUCCAACUGACAUUCGGCUUCGAGAUCGAAGUGGUGUUCCUGAAGCCGGUGACCAACUCCGCGGGAGAAACUGACUGGGCUCCUCUGACGACGGUUCAUUCCUGGUCCAACAUGACAGCAGAGACUCGCCGCAUCGAGAUUUAUGUCGAGCAAUUCCACGCAGAGUCAGCACCUGGUCAAUUCGAAUUCAUCCUGCCUCCAUCAAGCCCGCUCUCUGCCGUGGACACGCUGAUCAAAGCCCGACAAACAAUCAACCAUGUCGCGGAGAAGCAUGGAUACCGUGCGACUCUGUAUCCACGCCCGUAUCCUUUUGCUGCCGGCACGGCGUCUCACGCGCAUUUCUCCAUCUCGCCGACCACGCACGAGGAAUCGUUCCUGGCCGGCAUCCUCGAACACUUCCCCGCUAUCGUGGCCUUCUCGCUCUCGCAGGACAUCAGCUACGCCCGUGUCGCGCAGGGCGUUUGGGCCGGUGGCGAGUGGGUGACAUGGGGCACGCAGAACCGCGAGGCGCCCAUCCGGAAGAUCUCCCCUGGUCACUGGGAGCUGAAGAGUGUGGAUGGCCUGGCCAACAUGUACUUUGCCAUGGCUGCCCUGGGGGCCGCUGGGUAUCUGGGCGUUAGUGCCAAGCUGCCACUCACUCAUAAGGACUGUCUGGGUAAGCAUAAGCAUCCUCCACUCUACUACAAAUUUCUGUUUUCUCUCCGUUCACCACUGACAAGAUCUUCUCCAGUCGACGCAUCCCUCCUAACCGCAGAGCAGCGCUCUGAACUAGGCAUCACAACACCGAUCCCCAAGACGCUGGCCCAAAGCCUCGCCGCGCUGGAAGCCGACACCGCCUUGCAGAAAUUCCUCGGCCCGGAAUUCGUGAAGCAUUACUGUCGCGUGAAACGCGCCGAGAGCGAGAAGUUGGCUGCAAUGCCGGAAGAUGAACGACGGAGGUGGCUGGUUGCAAGGUACUGA
Messenger RNA from Rasamsonia emersonii CBS 393.64, 2625 nucleotides. RefSeq names its product Glutamate--ammonia ligase. The record is from RefSeq and is a predicted model, not a curated record. The transcript has 3 exons. Lineage: Eukaryota; Fungi; Ascomycota; Eurotiomycetes; Eurotiales; Trichocomaceae. Gene Ontology annotation, molecular function: hydrolase activity; glutamine synthetase activity. The coding region runs from base 1 to 2625 and encodes 874 amino acids.